AUGCUGCUCUGAUUCCAGCGCGCGGUGGAAAAAAGUUCCUCAGAGAUGGAGCGGUUGGUGAGGCGCUGAUUUAUGCACUUUUAUUCAUGAUAUUAAACGCGAAAAGAGAGUUCAAUUGACGCGGAUCUGCUAAGAUCUUUGUUCUCUUUCACAUUCGUGCGGAAUUUAAACUUUUAAGGAUCGAUUUUGUGGACUUUUUGUUAGUUUUGUUGUUGUGGGUGAAAAUGCCGCAGCCCGCUCGCGCCGUGAGCUUCGCGCUGCUUGUGUUUCACCUCACGGGAUUUAAAGCGCUUCACGGAGACUCGGAACCGGACCCGGACCCCUGCCCAUCCGUGUGCUCGUGUGUGGGACCCCUCGCCGACUGCAGUGCACUGAAACACGGCAUGAUCUCGGAGCGGCUGCCCGCGCGGAUCAGGCGCCUGGAUCUGAGCCAUAACAAGCUGCGCAUGUUUCCCGAAGCGCUGUUCUCCAGCCUGCCGCACCUCAGCGAAAUAAAACUGAACAACAACGACUUCGAGUCGAUCCCGGAUCUGGGCCCCGAGGCUGGAAACCUCAGCUGUCUGAUUCUAGCAAACAACAAGAUUUCGAGGAUCUCGACGGAUCGGCUCGGUUCGCUGGUCGCGCUGGAGACACUGGACCUUAGCAACAACAAUAUUAUGGAGGUUCGGGCCGGGGCUUUUCCUCCACUUCCUCUGAAAAACCUGUUGAUGAAUAACAACCGUAUCUCCACGCUGGAGCACGGCUGCUUCAGUAACCUGUCCAACUCGCUGCUGGUGUUAAAACUCAACAAGAACCGGCUGAGCUCCGUCCCGCCCAAGAUCUUCCCGCUCCCGCACCUGCAGACCCUAGAGCUGAGCAGGAACCGUGUUCGGCGUAUUGAGGGUCUGGCGUUUCACGGACUCCACGGCCUUCGCUCGCUGAAGAUCCAGAGGAACGGCAUCACACGCCUCAUGGACGGGGCUUUCUGGGGUCUCAACAACAUGGAAGUGCUACAGCUGGAGCACAAUAACCUGACGGAGGUGAGUAAAGGCUGGCUCUACGGGCUCCUGACGCUGCAGAAACUUCAUCUGUCGCACAACACCAUCAUCCGCAUCAGAGCCGACGCCUGGGAGUUCUGCCAGAAACUCUCCGAGCUGGAUCUGAACUGGAACCAGCUGACCCGUUUGGAGGAAGGCAGUUUCGUCGGACUCAGUGUCCUCGAGCAGCUCCACGUCGGAAACAACCGCGUCAGUUUCAUCGCCGACGGAGCGUUUCGAGGCCUCGCCAACUUGCAGACGCUAGAUCUGAAGUGUAACGAGAUCUCAUGGACCAUCGAGGACAUGAACGGCCCUUUCUCUGCUCUGGACAAUCUGAGGAAGCUGUUCCUCCAAGGGAACCGCAUCCGAUCGGUCACCAGGAAGUCUUUCACAGGCCUGGACGAGCUGGAGCAACUGGAUUUGAGCAACAACGCCAUCAUGUCGCUGCAGGCCAACGCCUUCUCUCAGAUGAAGAAGCUGACGGAGCUGCUCCUGAACACAUCUAGUCUGCUGUGUGACUGCCAGCUCAAGUGGUUUUCUCCGUGGGUGGCAGAACAUGCUUUUCUUCCUCUGGUGAACGCCAGCUGUGCCCAUCCACAUCUGCUGAAGGGCAGAAGCGUAUUCGCCGUCGCCCAGGACGAGUUUGUGUGCGAUGAUUUCCCCAAACCCCAGAUCACGGUUCAGCCCGAGACACAAUCCGCCAUUAAAGGCACGAACGUGACUUUCGUGUGUUCGGCGGCCAGUUCCAGCGACUCCCCGAUGACCUUCGCCUGGAAGAAAGACAACGAGGUCCUGAACGACGCAGAGAUCCACAACCAGGCCCACCUGCGGUCUCAGGUCAGCGAGGUCACGGAGGUCACAGAGGUCACGGAGGUCACGGAGUACACCACCACACUACAGCUGAGAACCGUGGACUUCUCCAGCGAGGGCAAAUACCAGUGCGUGAUCUCCAACCACUUCGGCUCCUCGUACUCCAGCAAAGCCAAGCUGACCGUCAACAUGCUGCCGUACUUCACCAAGAUGCCGAUGGAUCUGUCGAUCCGCGCGGGAGCUACGGCUCGACUGGAGUGCGCGGCUAGCGGACACCCGUCUCCUCAGAUCGCCUGGCAGAAAGAUGGAGGCACGGAUUUCCCAGCGGCACGUGAGCGCCGGAUGCACGUCAUGCCGAGAGACGACGUGUUCUUCAUGGUGGACGUGAAGACGGAAGACAUCGGUGUGUACAGCUGCACGGCCCAGAACACCGCAGGAGCCGUCUCAGCUAACGCUACGCUAACUGUGCUGGAAACGCCGUCGUUCCUGCGCCCGCUGAUGGACCGUUCGGUGGCGACGGGUGAGACCGCGGUUCUGCAGUGUAUCGCGGGCGGGAGUCCGGCACCCCGACUCAACUGGACCAAAGACGACAGCCCGCUAGUCGUGACGGAGCGGCACUUCUUCGCCGCGGGGAACCAGCUGCUAAUCAUCGUGGACGCCGCCGAGGGAGACGCGGGAACAUACACGUGCGAGAUGUCCAAUCCUCUGGGAACGGAGCGUGGGAACGUGCGUUUGGCCAUCAUUCCCAACCCCAACUGUGACCCGGGCGUGUCCAUCGGGGCCCCGGCGGGACGAGGGUCUGAGGACGACGGCUGGACCACCGUGGGCAUCGUGAUCAUCGCGGUGGUGUGUUGCGUGGUGGGGACGUCUCUCGUGUGGGUGGUGAUCAUUUACCACACGCGCCGACGCAACGAGGACUGCAGCGUCACCAACACAGAUGAGACGAAUCUGCCGGCGGAUAUCCCGAGCUAUCUGUCGUCUCAGGGAACGCUAGCGGAGCGCCAGGACGGGUUUAUGGCGUCUGAGAGCGACAGCCAUCAGUACAUCAGCUCCUCCAUCGGGGGCUUUUACAUGCCGACCAAAGACAUGAGCAGCCUCUGCCAGCUGGACACAGGAAGUGAUGCGGACAUGGAGGUGAUCGACCCAAUGCUCUGCCGUUAUCAGGGGCCGGUCGGUUCAAUGCUGAGACGCUACAGCCCCGAUCCUCCCGAGUCCUACACAGACCCGAGGCUCGUCUGCAGCGAAUCCUUCAGCAGGAACAGGGAGUUCUACACCUGUAGCUCCGCCCUCGAACCCUUCGAUCACAUGAUAACGAUGCUGCCCGCCGACACAGAGUGUGUGGAGGAGUGUGUGCGAGGAGAGUGUGUUCUGGGCUCCCCGGCUUCAUAUAUGGGAACGUUCGGGAAAGCGUGGCGUCCUCAUCCCGGAGUCGUGCUUCAGGAGAACCCAUACGCCGGCACUCACCCGGAUCCCGCCGGCACUCACCCGGACCUCGACGUGUACGAGACGCCCUUCGACAACAGGACGAACUUUCCCGCCUCGUAGCGGCACGUCAUGUGACUUUACGUUCCUCCAACCAGGACGAGCGAAAACUAGACACGUUCUACCUCAGAAAGAGCUUCGGCUGAAUGUAAAUGAUGACACGUUUGUACAGAAAGAUGCAUUUUAUACAAAACUAUAUUUUGUAAAUUAAUUAUUUUUCCUA
Rhinichthys klamathensis goyatoka is the source of this 3531-nucleotide messenger RNA. RefSeq names its product leucine-rich repeats and immunoglobulin-like domains 3 (gene lrig3). The record is from RefSeq and is a predicted model, not a curated record. Gene Ontology annotation, molecular function: protein binding. Bases 225 to 3371 code for a protein of 1048 amino acids. Lineage: Eukaryota; Metazoa; Chordata; Actinopteri; Cypriniformes; Leuciscidae. The transcript has 19 exons.